AUGGCCUCCGCGGCGUCAUCCUCCACCGAGACGGCGGCUCCCAAGACGGCCGACCUCAAGGAUGCCGCCGGCAAGGACAUCUCCGGCUCCGGCAUCCGCCGCCGGUUCCUCGAGUUUUACGAGCAGAGGGGCCACGCGCGCCUGCCCUCCUCCUCGCUCGUCCCGGAGGACCCCACCGUGCUGCUCACCAUCGCGGGAAUGCUCCAGUUCAAGCCCGUCUUCAUGGGUCAGGCGGAGCGCGCCGUCCCGUGCGCCACCACCACCCAGAAAUGCGUCAGGACCAACGACAUCGAGAACGUGGGCGUCACCGCGCGGCACCACACCUUCUUCGAGAUGCUCGGCAACUUCUCCUUCGGCGACUACUUCAAGAAGGAGGCGAUCCAGUACGCGUGGGAGCUCGCCACCAAGGAGUACGGCCUCGACGAGACUCGCAUCUACGUCUCCGUCUUCAGGGAGGAUGACGAGGCCUACGCCAUCUGGCGCGACGUCGUGGGCGUCCCUGAGGAGCGCAUCAAGCGCAUGGACGAGGCGGAUAACUUCUGGGCCGCGGGUCCGACUGGCCCGUGCGGCCCGUGCUCCGAGCUGUACUGGGACUUCCACCCGGAGCGGGGUGCCGAGGGUGCCGACCUCGAGGACGAUUCGCGCUUCAUCGAGUUUUACAACCUCGUGUUCAUGGAGAUGAACCGCGACGCCAGCGGCAAGACGGCGCCGCUCAAGAACAAGAACAUCGACACCGGCAUGGGCCUCGAGCGCAUGGCGCAGAUCCUCCAGGGCAAACCCAACAACUACGAGACCGACCUGAUCCGUCCCAUCAUCGACAAGGCCGCGUCCAUGGCCGGAAUCUCCUACGACGACGCCGACGACGCCACCAAGCUGAAGCUCAAGGUCAUCGGCGAUCACACCCGCGCCGUCGCCUACCUCGUCUCCGACGGCGUUCUCCCGUCCAACGUCGGCCGCGGGUACAUCGUCCGCCGGUUACUCCGCCGCGUGGUCCGAUGCGGCCGCCUCCUCGGCGUCAAGGCACCCGAGGGUGCGCAGGCGUUCACUCCCACCAUCGCCGAGGUGGCCGUCGGGAUGAGCGGCGACUGCGACCCCGAGGUGGCGAACCGGGCGCCAAAGAUUUACGAGGAGUUUGAGCGCGAGGAGCUUCGGUUUGCCAAAACCUUGGGCCGCGGCGAGGAGAUCCUCGCGGAUAUGAUCGCCGCCGCCAAGGCGAAGGACGCCGAGGCCCCCGAGCUCUCCGGCGACGACGCUUUCACCCUCUACGACACGUACGGCUUCCCCCUGGACAUCACCACCGACGUGGCCACCGAGGAGGGCGUCGCCGUCGACGUCGAGGGUUUCGAGGCGGCGAUGGAGAUCGCGAGGACCCUCAGCCGCGACGCUCGCGUCACCGUGGACGUCACCGCGGGCGACCUCCUCGCGACGAUCGCGGACGAGCUCGGCGAGCCCACCAGGUUCACCGGUUACGGCAGCCUCGUGGAGCAGUCGGUGACUGUCCGCGCCAUCGUCAGAGCCGGGGAGCGGGUAGACUCGGCGGCGGCGGGCGAGACGGUGGAGGUUGUACUCGACGCCACCCCGUUCUACGCCGAGGGCGGCGGGCAGGUUGGCGACGAGGGCGAGAUCCAGCUGGCGAACGGCGUCGUCCUCUCCGUGCGCGACUGUCGAAAAGCCGCGGGCGGGCGGGUCUUCGUCCACGUCUGCGAGGUCACCGGCGAUGCGUCCGGGUCGGUAUCCGUCGGCGACGCCGUCACCGCGGCGGUGGACGCGGAAUCCCGCCGCCGGGCAAAGGCGAAUCACACCGCCACGCACCUCCUCCAGUCCGCGCUCAAGAGGGUGGUGGGCGAGGACGUCUCGCAGGCGGGUUCCCUCGUCAACACCGAACGGCUCCGCUUCGACUUUAACGCCCCCGCGGGUCCCACCCCGGCGCAGCUCGAGGAGAUCGAGGCGCUCGUCAACGGCUGGAUCGGAGACGCCACCAACCUCGUCGCGCAGGAGAUGCCCAUCGCCGAGGCCAAGAGCCGCGGCGCGACGGCCAUGUUCGGCGAGAAAUACGGCGACGUCGUCCGCGUCGUGGACGUCCCCGGGGUGUCCAUGGAGCUCUGCGGCGGCACCCACGUCGCCAACACCGCGGAGAUUGGCGGGUUUAAGAUUGUCUCCGAGGCGGGCAUCGCCGCGGGGGUCCGACGCAUCGAGGCCGUCUCCGGCCCGGGCGUCGUCGAGCUCCUCAACCAGCGCGAGGGGGUCGUCCGUGAGCUCGCCGGCGCCCUCCGCGUUCCCCCCGAGGAGAUCGCCGGUCGCGUGACGUCGCUGAUGGACGACCUCAGGGCGGCGCAGAAGGAGGCUGAGGCGCUUCGAGGCGAGCUCGCCGCGGCCAAGUCCGUGGCGCUCGCGGCGGACGCGAUCGUCGCGUCGAACGGGUCCAGGGUGCUGGUGGCGAGGCUGGACGGCGUGGACCCCGCGGCGCUCAAGUCGGCGGCGGAGAGCUUGCUCGCGAAACUCGCGGGCGAAGCCGGCGGGGCGGGCGCGGCGGUGGUGCUCGGCAGCGGGAGCGCCGACGGCAAGGUUGGCUUGGUGGCCAUCUUCGACGAAGAGGUGCAGAGCGCGGGGGGGCUCAAGGCGGGCGCGGUGCUGGGCGCAGCGGCGAAGGCGUGCGGGGGUGGCGGCGGGGGUAAGCCAGGGUUCGCGCAGGCUGGAGGGCGCGACGCGACGCAGCUGGACGCGGCGUUGGACGGCGCGCGCGACACCAUCGUCGCGGCGCUGUCCAAGUGA
Molecule: messenger RNA, 2772 nt
Organism: Micromonas commoda
Lineage: Eukaryota; Viridiplantae; Chlorophyta; Mamiellophyceae; Mamiellales; Mamiellaceae
Exons: 1
Coding region: 1-2772 (923 amino acids)
Biological process (GO): tRNA modification; alanyl-tRNA aminoacylation
Cellular component (GO): cytoplasm; cytosol
Molecular function (GO): ATP binding; nucleic acid binding; alanine-tRNA ligase activity
Source: RefSeq, a predicted model, not a curated record